AUGACACUAUUAGAAAAACCAAUUGAUACUCAAGUUAAUUGCGUGGAAAUUGUCAAUGAAACAGUCGAAGAAUUUGAUACAGAUGAUGUAAUUAUAGUAUUUUUUGACCUGGAAACUGCUGGAUUAAGAUUCAAGCAUGAAAUAUUACAAAUAUGUGUCAAGGCUGGACAACAAGUAUUCAAAUCAUACAUAACACCAACUCAACCAAUCCACCCAGAAGCUUCAAAAACUAACGGCCUUACGAAAGUGCAUAAAAAACUAUUCCGAUAUGGCGUUGAGGUUCCAACAUUACCGAAAAGAAUAGUUUUUGGAAAAUUGUUAGAAUUUUUGAAAAGUUUAAAAAAGAAAAGUUUGUUUGUCGCACACAAUUGUCCGUUCGAUUCUAGUCGACUAAUUUUAUGUUUACAGAGUUUAUCUCUUCUUGAGUCAUACGAGGAAGUCAUCGACGGAUUUUCGGAUUCAUUGUUUUUAUUUAAACAAAAAUAUCCUAAAAGAGAGAGUGAAUAUAAGCUGACAACACUAGGUACUGAGCUGCUCUCUCUCCCCACAGAAGGAGCUCACGAUGCCUGCUUCGAUGUUAAUUUGCUGGAAAAAUUGACUAGAGCUUGUCUACCUAUCAAUGAUAUUAUAAAUAUUAAAAAGUCUGUUGGAGAUGUUGUUGCUACACUAACUAGCCACGAAAAUGAACAGAAGUUAUUACCAUCGUUCGCUCCUAUGGCUGGUGUUAUCUCCGAUGGAAUGCAAAAGCGUCUAUCUUCGGCUGGAAUAAGUUAUCAAACUAUUGUAGACACUAUAACGGGGUUUUAG
This is a messenger RNA of Phymastichus coffea, 807 nucleotides long. RefSeq lists its product as uncharacterized. Gene Ontology annotation, molecular function: nucleic acid binding; 3'-5' exonuclease activity. NCBI's taxonomy places the organism in Eukaryota, Metazoa, Arthropoda, Insecta, Hymenoptera, Eulophidae. The record is from RefSeq and is a predicted model, not a curated record. The coding region runs from base 1 to 807 and encodes 268 amino acids. The transcript has a single exon.